Lagopus leucura (white-tailed ptarmigan) is the source of this 4566-nucleotide messenger RNA. RefSeq names its product zinc finger protein 664-like. The transcript is spliced from 2 exons. Gene Ontology annotation, biological process: regulation of transcription by RNA polymerase II. NCBI's taxonomy places the organism in Eukaryota, Metazoa, Chordata, Aves, Galliformes, Phasianidae. The record is from RefSeq and is a predicted model, not a curated record. Bases 267 to 1580 code for a protein of 437 amino acids. Gene Ontology annotation, cellular component: nucleus. Gene Ontology annotation, molecular function: DNA-binding transcription activator activity, RNA polymerase II-specific; RNA polymerase II cis-regulatory region sequence-specific DNA binding.
UCGUCUCCCCUGUUUCUCUCAUUGAAGCUCCACUUCCAGUCUCCAAACCCGUGCUGAUCUCCCUACUUGAAGGAGGGGAAGAGCCCUGGAUCCCAGAUGUGCGUAGCCCUGAGGCCGUGCCAGGAGACCUCAGCCCAGCAGGAACUGGGAUUACAGAUAUACUGGAGGACCUGCAGGAAAGUGGUGUGGCCGAAAGGCGGUGGGGUGUGGAAGAAAUCAGAAGGGAUGUCCAAGGAGGCCUGGAGCAAGGUCAGGGUGAGCACAUCAUGGAGCCACUGCGAAAGUUUCUGGGAAAGGCAGGAAGGAGCCCAUUGGGCUUCAACGUAGGUCAAAAGGAGCCUGAAGAACCCAGGCGCAAGGAUGUGUGCCAGAAGAAAAAGCAGAAUCCAUGCACUGAGUGUGGAAAUAGUUUUGAAAAAAAUUCCAGCGUCGUUAACCACGAGUGCAUACACUCAUCAGUGAGCCCAAACAAGUGCUCUGAUUGUGGGAAGAGCUUCAGAUGGAGAUCCCUCCUCACUGUCCACCAGCGCACCCACACAGGGGAGAGACCCUACAAGUGCUCUGAGUGUAGAAAGAGUUUCAAGAGCUGUUCUGCGUUGAAGCUGCACAAGCACAUCCACACAGGACAGCAACCAUUUCAGUGUCCUGAGUGCGGGAAGGGCUUCUCAAACCGUUCAGAUUUAAUGAAGCACCAGCGCAUCCAUACAGGUGAAAAACCCUACAAGUGCUCUGAGUGUGGGAAGAGCUUCAAGAGCUGUUCUGGAUUGAAGCUGCACAGGCACAUACACACAGGACAGCAACCAUUUCAGUGUCCUGAGUGUGGGAAGGGCUUCUCAAGCCCUUCAGAUUUAAUGAAGCACCAGCGCAUCCAUACAGGUGAAAAACCCUACAAGUGCUCUGAGUGUGGGAAGAGCUUCAUAUGCCGUUCUGGUUUAAACAGGCACCUGCGCAUCCACACAGGGGAGAGACCUUACAAAUGUCCUGAGUGUGAGAAGAGCUUCAGAAGCAGUUCUAAUUUGAAGUUGCACCAGCGCAUCCAUGCAGGUGAAAAACCCUACAAGUGCUCUGAGUGUGAGAAGAGCUUCAGAAGCAGUUCUAAUUUGAAGUUGCACCAGCGCAUCCAUGCAGGUGAAAAACCCUACAAGUGCUCUGAGUGUGGGAAGAGCUUCAAUAGGUUUUUUGAAUUGAAGGUGCACCAGCGCAUACACACAGGAGAGAAACCAUUUCAGUGUCCUGAGUGUGGGAAGAGCUUCAGAAACCGUUCUGAUUUAAAGAGGCACCAGCGUUACCACACAGGGAAGAAACCUUACAAAUGUCCUGAGUGUGGGAAGAGCUUCACAGUCAGUUCUGAUUUAAAGAAGCACCAGCGUGUCCACACACCUGAAAGACCGUACAAGUGCUCUGAGUGUGGGAAGAGCUUCAAGAGGUGUUGUGAAUUGAAGCUGCACAAGCUCAUACACACAAGAGAGAAACCAUUUCAGUGUCCUGAGUGUGGGAACGGCUUCAGAAACAGUUCUGAUUUAAAGAUGCACCACCACUUCCACACAGGGGAGAGACCCUACAAGUGCUCUGAGUGUUAGAAGAGCUUCAGAAGCAGUUCUGAAUUGAAGUCGCACCACCACACCCACACAAGUGAAAAACCCCACAAGUACUCUGAGUGUGGGAAGAGCUUCAUGAAAUGUUCUCACCUAAUUUGCUACCAGCGCAUUCACACAGGAGAGAGACCCUAUAAAUGUACUGAGUGUGGGAAGUGCUUCAAAAGCAGUUCUGAGUUGAAGCACCACAAGAGCAUUCACAGAGAGACCUUUUCAGUGUCCUGAGUUUUAAAAGAAGAGCUUUAAAGGAAGGUCUAAUCUCAACACCCACAGGCACAACCAGAGCACAUGCAGGCUGUAGAAGAAUCACAAGAUACGGGGAACCUUCAAAAGCAGUUCGAGCCUCAUUACCUACCAACACAGCCACACAAGAUACAGAGCCUGCAGAGCAUUGGAAGAACUUCAGCCACAGCAUGAUGACCACCUGUGGCUUUGUGUGGUGAUGAACCUUACAAAUCUCUUGAGUAGAGGAAGAGCUCAGCUGCCAAACUGAAUCCUCUUUCUCCUUCUUUGCAUGAGUAUUAUGCAUAUUGCUGCCCUUCAGUUGCUGUGUUGAGUGGCCAUGCAAAGGAGAAUCCAGAGUGGGAUGUGUCACAGCCACUGGAAACCCUCUGCCAGGUGGCACGUUUUUGCCAGGGCUGUGUGCAUGAGAGUCACCUCUUACCUCCCCUGCAGAAACUCCUGUGCUAUGGGGCAGCAGGUGAGGACCCAAAGGAAACCUCAGCUGGGCUGAUAUGUCACCAGGAAGGAAGAAAUCCUGUCUGCAGGCAGUGUGGGAAGAGCUUCAUCUGGAGCUCAACCCUCAGUAGACGCCAGAGAACCAACCCUCCUCUUGGGAGUCCCAGUGAGUGCCUUGACUGUAGGAAGAGGUCUGUGCAGGGCUGGGAGCUCAUCACACACCAGUGGAUCCAAUGAGGAGCCUGCAAGAAGAGCUUUGGAUACAGCUCGAACCUGCUGAGGUACCAGAGUGUCUGCACUUGGGUGGAGUCCAAUCCAUGCCUGCAGCAGUGAGUUCACGUGGCUGGAAGCCUUAGAAAUGCCUCGAGUGUGAGAAGGGCUUUGUGCAGAGUGCAGAGCUCCUCACACACAGGAGAUGGCACUCGUGGAAGAAGUGCUACAAAUGUCCUAUGUGUGGGAAGACCUUUUACCGGGGCACUUUCACUGAUGAGCUUUUCACUCUGGCAGAGACCCUAGAAAUGCCUGCACUGCAGGAAGAGCUUCAUUCAGAUCGCACUCAUCAUUAAACAUUGUCCAGUCUGUGUGAUAAAGAGGCCCUGCAAGUGUCUCUGGUGCAGGAAAUUUCUCUCUGGGCUGGCAACUCCUUUCUCAUGAGAAAACCCCCUACAGAGAGACCUUAAGAAUUUUGGUGAGCCCAAGGAUGAGGGAGGCCCAGAUGCUUUUCCCCACACAGGAGUUUGCAAAGGAACUGGCAUCACUGGCACCCCCUGCACAAUGAAUUUAACCCAGGAGCUUCAGAUGGCCUCUCCUUGCUACCCAAAUCCUGCUUUCCUCUUCUGUUCUUCCUGCCAGCAGCUUUUUGAUGCCGUUUCCUAAGGAGAGGCGUCUGUGUAGGGAUGUUCUGUGUGUCUGUGUGCAUGUGUUGCUCUCAGUACUUUGUGAGUGCUCUGAUGAAUCUGAGAGAAGGGUCAGGAGAGCAGUAACGUGGCUCUUGGAGGUUUUCUGAGAAUCAUCUGUAGAGGAAAGGGGAGGGGAUGAAUAAAGUAGCUGAGUUGUUCUGGAGCUUUCUUCUGUCUUGUUUGUUGUUCUUAAAAUAAAUGUCAGCACGUGGAAUGAGGAGAAGGAAAGGUGUAAGCACCUUUGGUGGUUUUUGUUGGUUUUGGUGCCUCCUCCAGUCCUCUGCUUGUCUUGGUGAGUUCUACCAGUAGUUGCAUCCACCCCACAGAAAGCUCUGCCCUCUGUGUCAUAGGUCACCUCUGCACUCAUGGAAUCAACACAGGCACAGACAGAGCUCCCAAGGGAACAACCAGCCCCCCAGGUGCCCAUGUGCAAGGCUGUUACAUGUUAUUGGUUUCUCACAUUGGCAUCCAAAGCAGGAGGCCCUGUGUGCUGCAGCAUCAUCAGCAUGAGUGAGAGGUGGUGGGAACGGUCCUGUGACGGGUGUGCUGUGUGUGAUGGAUGGCUCUGGGCUCUGCAGGCUGGAGAUGCAGGGCAGGUGAGAUGGGAUGGGGCUGCUGUAUGUACUUGUGGGCUGGAUGGAAUGGAGCUUAGAGUUAGUAAUGACAUGGUUGAAAGCCUCUGGGUAUGGAUUAAGGGUCAAGGAAAACUAAAGUGGACGUCACUGUGGGAGUCUACUAUAAGCCAUUCAGCCUGGAGUGUCAUACCAAUUAACUCUUUAAAGGAGUAUCUCAAGAUCAGCCUCUCUUGUCCUAAUGGGUCACUGGAUUCCCAGCAAUUUAGGGGUUGUAGCACACAGCCAAUGAGCUGCGUGGUUUUCACGGCCAACUGAUGUGAUUAUAUGUGACUGUUGAAGUCAUGUGGGAGAUACUCACACAUCCACCCAGGAGCAGGAGAGAAGGGUGAGGAGAGCAGUAACGUGGCUCUUGGGGGUUUUCUGAGAAUCAUCUGUAGUGGAAAGGGGAAGGGAUGAGUAAAGUAGCUGAGUUGUUCAGGAGCUUUCUUCACUGUCGUCUUUGGUUCUUAAAAUGUCAGCACGUGGAAUGAGGAGAGGGAAAGGUACACGGAGGGUUUGGUUUUGGUGCCUCCUCCAGCCCACUGCUUGCUUUUGGGAAGGCAUUUUCCAACCUGGAGGGAGAAAAACAGGCCUUCUAUUGGUGUCUAUUGGCCUAUUCUUUACAAGUCUUGUGUCUUUUCCUUCUUUUCCUUUCUGCUGUCACACUCGCCACCCGAAAGUCAGUGCACCCAUUUUUGCCUGUCAGGAAACUGCCUGUUUGCAGGGCAGUAUCUGUGUGCAUGCUUAUCUUUGCAGGUAUGAUCACAGAAUCACAGAACU